Molecule: messenger RNA, 883 nt
Organism: Perkinsus marinus ATCC 50983
Lineage: Eukaryota; Perkinsozoa; Perkinsida; Perkinsidae
Product: triose-phosphate isomerase 1, putative
Exons: 1
Coding region: 29-793 (254 amino acids)
Biological process (GO): glycolytic process; gluconeogenesis; glycerol catabolic process
Cellular component (GO): cytosol
Molecular function (GO): triose-phosphate isomerase activity
Source: RefSeq, a predicted model, not a curated record
AGUGUUUACUUCUGUUCCCCUAAUAAUCAUGUCCCCCAAGCCUUUCGUCGGUGGUAACUGGAAAUCUAACGGCAGCGUCGAGUCCAUCAAGAAGCUUGCCCCUGCCCUUGUUGCUGGUGAGGCCACUUAUAACAAGGAUGCUGUUGAUGUUGUCAUUGCCCCUACUGCUAUUCACCUUCCUUUGGCCAUGGAGCAGUUCAAGGGCUCUAACAUCCAGAUCUCUGCUCAAAACUGCAGUAAGACCGGUCCUGGCGCCUACACUGGUGAGAUCACUGCUGAGAUGAUUAAGGACGCCGGCCUUAACUGGACCAUCCUUGGCCAUUCCGAGAGGCGUCAUCUCUUCAACGAGACCAACGAGGAUCUCGCCGCCAAGGUUGCCAAGGCUGAGGCUGCUGGCUUGAAGAUCAUCUUCUGCAUCGGUGAGUUGCUUGAGGAGCGUGAGGCCGGCAAGACUGAGGAGGUCUGCGCCACUCAGAUGGAUGCUAUCGUCCCCGUUGUGAAGGAUUGGAACAAUAUCGUUAUUGCCUAUGAGCCUGUCUGGGCUAUUGGCACCGGCAAGGUUGCCACCACUGAGCAGGCUCAGGAGACCCAUGCCUCCAUCAGGGCCUAUCUCAAGUCCAAGGUUAGCACCGAGGUCGCCGAGAACACUCGUAUCCUCUACGGUGGCUCUGUGAACCCUGGUAACUGCGGUGAGUUGAUCAAGUGCGCUGAUGUCGAUGGGUUCCUCGUGGGUGGUGCUUCCCUCAAGCCUCAGUUCACUGAGAUCAUCGCCGCUGCCGCUCAGUCCGCCUAAGCGGAUGUUGUACUAUUCGUGCUGUUGUAUCAUCGUCUGCUCCAUUAUUGCAAUGGACCGCGGUGCUCAUUCACGAGUGUCUCUCAAGGG